AUGGCAGACAUUUCCGUUCAUGUGACCUCGUACAAUGCGUCUUCGGAGCGCAAGAUCUCCCUCUCGUGGACUAUCACACAGUUGAGAGCACGUCUCGAGCCUGUUUGUGGAAUCCCCGCCGGAUACCAGAACAUCACGUUUAGGGCUACCGAGUCAGCCCCGCCUAUUGCGGUAUCUGCCAAUAACGAGGAUGCGGUGACUUUGGAUGAACUCCAAUUCGCGCCUUAUGGUAUUCUGAACGUUGACGAUACUCGGCCGGCGGGUGCACGAGCAAACUACACCGAUGUUUCUGCAGUAGAGAAAUUCGAGAUGGACUACGAAGACUAUGAAUCACGCACGGAUUCUGUCCUAGCAUGGAAGAAGAGGAACCAAUUGGGUCGGUUCGACCCAGCACGUGAACAGGAGAUUGCAUCCAAGCAAGAACAAUAUGCAGCGGAAAUUCAAGAAAGAGAAAUCGCCAUUGGCAAAAGGUGCCAGGUCAACGGUGACCGUCGGGGCGUCGUGCAAUUCAUUGGUGAGGUCAUCGAGAUCCCACAAGGCGGACUUUGGGUAGGCGUGCGGUAUGAUGAACCUGUUGGAAAGAAUGACGGCUCGAUCGCCGGCGUCAGAUACUUCGAAGCACCAAGAGGUUAUGGGGCAUUUGUCAGACCAACCAAUCUCGAGGUGGGUGACUUUCCAGAGGAAGAAAUUUCUCUGAGUGACAGUGAUGAGGAGAUGUAA
Messenger RNA from Saitoella complicata NRRL Y-17804, 720 nucleotides. Its product is annotated as CAP-Gly domain-containing protein. The record is from RefSeq and is a predicted model, not a curated record. Gene Ontology annotation, molecular function: microtubule plus-end binding. The coding region runs from base 1 to 720 and encodes 239 amino acids. Lineage: Eukaryota; Fungi; Ascomycota; Saitoellomycetes; Saitoellales; Saitoellaceae. Gene Ontology annotation, biological process: cytoplasmic microtubule organization. Gene Ontology annotation, cellular component: nucleus; microtubule plus-end; cytoplasm. The transcript has 3 exons.